UUGUGUGUACACAAAUCACAAGCCGAAAAUUAUGAUGGUCGGAGAAACUCACCGUCUUAAUCCGACUGUCCAUGUUCCACCAUGGCCUAACCUUGACGAUGAUCAAACGGCCGAGAUUUACUCUCCACUCAACUACAAUGCAACCGACAGUCACUUCAACAACAACGGCGGCAACCCGGUUCAUCUCCAUGAAGCGUUAGCAGCGUUACAACGUUACUUGCCGUCGAACGAACCGGACGUUCUCUACCCGGAUUCCGAUCUUCCGGUUCUCGAAAACCCGGAUUCUCCGGUCGACGCUUACUCGUGCGAUCAUUUCAGGAUGUUCGAGUUCAAAAUCCGGAAGUGUCCACGUGGCCGAGCCCAUGACUGGACCGAGUGUCCGUACGCACAUCCCGGCGAGAAAGCUCGCCGGAGGGAUCCGAGGAAGUAUCAUUACUCCGGCACUGCUUGUGCUGAUUUCAGGAAAGGGAACUGCCGGAAAGGCGACGGUUGUGAGUUCGCUCACGGCGUUUUCGAAUGUUGGCUCCACCCAGCUCGUUACCGGACCGAACUGUGUAAAGAUGGACCAGGCUGUAAGCGUAAGGUUUGUUUCUUUGCUCAUAGUCUAGACCAGCUUAGGGUCGUGAGCUCCGCCGGUUCUGGCUCUCCUCUUAUAAGCCCACGGACCGAGUCAUCACCGCCGGUUUCACCUAUAUCCGACUCAUUGAGUCGGUCACUCGGUUCGUCUUCCAUUAACGAUAUGUUAAGGAAUUUACAGCUUGGGAAAGUUAAGUCCAUGCCUAAUGGUCUUUGUUCAUCACCUUCUCCUUCCAUGUUCGGGUCACCCAGAGAUUCAAUGAUCCUUCCCGGAUUUUGUAGCCUUCCCAACACUCCGACCCAGAACUUGACCCGUCAUGGGAUCGGUGGAUACUUGGAUUUAUUUGAAAAAUGGUGUGAAGAAGAAGAACCAGCCAUGGAAAGAGUUGAAUCCGGAAGGGAUUUACGUGCAAAAUUAUUUGAGAAAUUGAGUAAAGAGAAUUGUUUGGGAAGGGGUAAUCAGGGUCAGGGUUCUGGAGAUCCGAAUUUGGAUUGGGUUUCGGAUUUGGUGAACUGAAAUAUUUAAUUUUUUUCCAUUAUAUUUCUGGAUUCAUUUUGAAGCCAUUUCUGGGUUUUAUCUUCUUCUCACUAAGAAAAAGGAGAGGAAAAUAUCUGAAAAUAUAUAAAUAUUAUUUUUAUUUAGAUGAUCAGAUUGUAAAAUUUCAUAGCUUUUUUUUGGUAUGUUCCUGUAAUGCAAAAUCAUUUAGUAUAAUGUAAAUUAAAAGCUGUUUUCAAGAA
Molecule: messenger RNA, 1314 nt
Organism: Gossypium raimondii (Peruvian cotton)
Lineage: Eukaryota; Viridiplantae; Streptophyta; Magnoliopsida; Malvales; Malvaceae
Product: zinc finger CCCH domain-containing protein 20
Exons: 1
Coding region: 32-1093 (353 amino acids)
Molecular function (GO): metal ion binding
Source: RefSeq, a predicted model, not a curated record